AUUGUAGUAGAUAAUCUAUAUUUUCACACUCAAUAAGCCUUUAAGGUUUUACCCUUAACAAUUUUGCUACUUCUUUUUUGGUGCAACAACUUUGCUACUUUGUUCACCAGUUUCCAUAAACAAGCACUUGAAUUUCACAUUUUCUUAUAUCAUUUACUUUUUUCAUGGUCUCUAAAACUGAAGUGGAGCACAAUGAAAAAGGUAUAGUGGUAUUUCAAAGACGAAGAUAACUUGGCAGAUAAAUAAAGCUGAUCAAGGGAUUUAUUAUAGCAGCACCGGAUUGUUAAUGGUUUGAGUGGGCAUCAAAGUAAAAUAUAGAAAAAUUUAGGGUGAACUGGAGAAAUGUUGGAAGAAGUGAAGGCUGUAAUUGCAAUGCUUGUGGUCCAGUUUAUUUUCGCAGGAAUGUUCAUUUUGUUUAAGUUAACGGCCCACGAUGGUACAAAUCUCAGAAUCCUAGUGGCUUAUCGUCUCUCCUUCGCUACCCUUUUCAUGUUUCCCCUCGCCCUCAUCUUCCAAAGGAAGAAGCGACCGGAAUUUACACGGAGACUGGUCUUAUUAGCAUUUCUUUCGGGGUUGCUUGGAGCGGCUAUACCAAAUAUUCUCUAUUUGCCGGGCCUGGUUCGUACAUCAGCUACAUUUUCGACUGCAGCCAGUAUCCUUAGUCCGGUGAUCACUUUGUUAUUGUCAUUGGCUUUUAGGAUGGAUACUCUACGGCUGGGAUCAAACGAAGGGAGAGCUAAGCUUCUGGGUACACUUCUUGGUGUUGGUGGGGCUCUCCUCUUUGUAUUCUAUAAAGGUUUUGAGCUUCAUAUUUGGUCAACACACGUUGACUUACUUAAAAGCUCUGGUCAAUCCUCUGGCCCUGCCACUGAGAACCAACACCACAUCUCAAUUUCAGGGGUUCUUAUGGUUUUUGGCUGUAACGUUUCCGUCUCUCUUUGGUUACUAUUGCAGGCAAAAAUAAGCAAGGAAUUUGGAGGACAUUGUUGGAACAUAAGUCUGAUGAAUGCGACGGGAAGCUUGGUGUGUAUGGUUGUUGCUCUCUGUUCGGAACAUAACUGGAAUCAAUGGCGAUUAGGGUGGAACAUUAGCCUGCUUACUACGGUUUAUUCGGGAGUCGUGGUUUCAGGGCUAGUCAUGCCUCUUGUUGCUUGGUGCAUUGAAAAAAAGGGACCGUUAUAUGUUACGGUGUUUAGCCCUAUAAGGCUGGUGAUCGUUGCCCUAGUCGGAUCAUUUGCGUUAGAGGAAACGCUUUAUUUGGGAAGUUUAAUUGGUGCAAUAAUAAUGGUGGGAGGAGUAUACCUAGUGGUGUGGUGUAAAAUGAAGGAAAAGAAGAGUGUCUCUACGACAACGGACCACGGUGAGACAAAUAAGAAUAUCAAAGAAGUGAGCCUUGGAAAUCUCUCAGCAGUAAAUAACAGAGAUAUCCCGUGAUUCAACCAUAUCGCUGUUUGUUUACAAAAAAAAAAAAAAAAAACCAUAUGGCUGCAUCAUAAAAAAAGUCCUUCGUCGAAAUAAAAAAAUAUAUAUAUAUAUAUACGAGACUUAAAAUCCAUAAGCCUCUGCUUUUGUUUCUAAUACAAUUCUCAUCCUUGGCAUAGCUUUGGCUCCCAUUCAAAUGAAAUUGCCUUCUUGAACUCUCAA
Messenger RNA from Brassica napus (rape), 1644 nucleotides. RefSeq names its product WAT1-related protein At1g25270. Gene Ontology annotation, cellular component: plasma membrane. The transcript has 7 exons. The coding region runs from base 343 to 1434 and encodes 363 amino acids. The record is from RefSeq and is a predicted model, not a curated record. Gene Ontology annotation, molecular function: transmembrane transporter activity. NCBI's taxonomy places the organism in Eukaryota, Viridiplantae, Streptophyta, Magnoliopsida, Brassicales, Brassicaceae.